Messenger RNA from Cavenderia fasciculata, 990 nucleotides. RefSeq lists its product as uncharacterized. NCBI's taxonomy places the organism in Eukaryota, Evosea, Eumycetozoa, Acytosteliales, Cavenderiaceae. The transcript is spliced from 6 exons. Bases 1 to 990 code for a protein of 329 amino acids. Gene Ontology annotation, biological process: rRNA catabolic process; nuclear mRNA surveillance; poly(A)-dependent snoRNA 3'-end processing. Gene Ontology annotation, cellular component: cytoplasmic exosome (RNase complex); nucleolus; nuclear exosome (RNase complex). The record is from RefSeq and is a predicted model, not a curated record.
AUGAAUGAUAAAAGGAGAGCUUGUUUAUUUAUACAACCUUGCAAGGGACAGACCGAGAGGGAUAGAGAAAAAGACGUGAAUGAUAGACAACUCGAAAAUUCCUCAGCAAAUGCACCACUAAUAUUAGAUGUGGUGGCCUUUGGUUUGUCCAUUGUCGGGCUUUGCUUUGUUGAAUUUUCACGAUUAUUUUUUAUACCGACGACAAUUAAAGAGAUGAGCAGUACUACUACUACUACGACUACUAAUAUAAAGAGAGAUGAUACUAGAUUAUCAAAUCAAAUAAGACCAAUUGAAUCUGAACAAGCUUUGUUAAAUAAAGCUGAUGGUUCUGCUAAAUUCUCUCAAGGUAAAUCAUCAGUAUUGGCAGCAGUAUAUGGACCUAUAGAUGUAAAGACUGCUAGAAAGGAGAAAAUAUCAAAAUCGGUUGUAGAUGUAUCAUUCACACCUGCAACUGGUAACACUACCUAUUUUGACAAGGAAAGAGAAAUGUUGGUUAGAAAUGCUGUUGAAAGUAUCAUUCUUACUUUAUUACAUCCAAGAACUCAAAUCAAUGUUAUCGUUCAAGUUUAUUCAAAUGAUGGUUCUAUUAUAAGUUGUGCAAUCAAUGCAUGUUGUUUGGCAUUACUUGAUGCUGGUAUUGAAUUAAAUUGUUUAAUCAGUUCAAUUACACUUUCUUUUACACAUGAUAAUCAAAUCUAUUUAGAUCCAACUCAAAAAGAAGAAAAUAAUUCAAAAGGAUUAGCAGUAUAUGCUAUCAAUAGUAAAUCAGAGAUUGUAAUGACAAAGACAACUGGAAUCAUUGGUGAAUCAUUAUAUUUCCAAGGAUUAAAUAUUGCUAAACAAUCUUGUGAAAAGGUGUCUGCAUACACUAGACUGGCUGUUAGAAAUAGAAUUAUGGGUGAUCAAACUCAACCAUCCACCACAACAACCAAUACUAAUAAUACUUUGGUUGAAGAAUCAAAAGAUAAAGAAAUGAAAGAUUCUUCUUAA